Molecule: messenger RNA, 2889 nt
Organism: Candida tropicalis MYA-3404
Lineage: Eukaryota; Fungi; Ascomycota; Pichiomycetes; Serinales; Debaryomycetaceae
Exons: 1
Coding region: 1-2889 (962 amino acids)
Biological process (GO): regulation of transcription by RNA polymerase II
Molecular function (GO): DNA-binding transcription factor activity, RNA polymerase II-specific; zinc ion binding
Source: RefSeq, a predicted model, not a curated record
AUGUCACAUCAGCCAUCUGUGAUCAACAAGGGAUCUUCAGCAGGUAUUAAAAAGGAAAGAAAGACUCGACGAACCCACAAGAAUUCGCGUGAUGGAUGUCCUAACUGUAAAGCAAAGAGAAUAAAGUGCUCCGAAGAACUACCUUCAUGUCAUAAUUGUAUCAAGAAAAAUUACCGUUGUGGUUAUCUUGACUUUCCACCUGAAAAGUUGGAAAUGAUUAGACAAAAGAAUAAUAAACGACUGUUAAAUGGAAGCAACAGUUCCAGUAGUCCAAAUACUAAUACUAAUACAAACACAAACAUCAAUAGCAAUAGCAAUGUUGCCAGCGAUAAUCUAACUAUGGAAAACCAAAAUCAGACUUCAAAUCAAUUACUACAGAAUAAUUUCAACAACAAUUUUCAACCGCAAAUUCCAGAACAACAACUGUACACCUUUCAGAAUCAAGAAACGUUAAACAAUAGCGUCAACCUACAAGGUCCUCCAAUACAUUAUAAUUCUACUCAGCAGUAUUUCAUAAAUGAUCAGAAUCAAAUACUAACAGGAGACGAUCAUUUAUUAGUAUCUUCAGCACCUGGUACUUCAUCAUCAUCUUCAAAUUUCAUUGCCAAUCGUCCGUCAUCAUUGCAUUCAUCUCCAAAUUCCGACUCUCCAAACCAUAUCAAUCAAAUAAUGCCAAAUUUCAUCCCUAUAUCUAUUCCUAACGAAGACCAGUCUGUUACCCCUCCAGAUAUUUUUCAAAAUGUUCCACAAGACAAGAUUCAAUAUUAUGUGGAGCUUCCAUCUGCAGCUGACGAUUUACGAACUGCAGUAUAUAAGGAUUCAAUAAAAAAGAUAUCACAUGUACGAAAUGAUUUUGAUUUGCCAACAUUUUCAUCCGAUUCAUCUUAUGAUAAUCAACCAGAAUUCAACCCUCCACCACAAAUUGAUACAUAUGAUCCACAACAGCAAAUGCCUCCACCUCUAUCACAACAACGACAACAGCAAAACUAUAAUAAUGACACCAACAAAAGUGCUUCGUUUAGUUCUCAAGUUGAUUUCGAUGUCGGAUAUGAAAGCCAGUCAAGUGAUGAUUUUUCUCAUUCUCGUGCCGUCUUUGCCGAACAUUUUGGGGUAGUUAUUCCAAAAUCAAAACAAACUGGCCAAAUGGAUAUAUUUCCUUCACCAAAUCAAGUUGAAAUUGGCGAUCCUUUACCCAAUGCCAUUAACUCUCCUGUCUCAAUGAAAAUGCUCAAAUAUCCAAAGGAGUAUUUAAAUACAUCUGUCAAGGAUUAUUACACCAACAACCGAGAAUUGCUCGAGAAGUCCUUAUUAUCACCAAGAAAUAUAUGGACUAAACGUGAUGAUAAGUUAAUUUGGACCUCAAUUUUCAGUGGUGCCAUUGCUCGCCCAUUUCCAAAUUUCUCCUUUUUCAUUGAUCGUGGUUUGAACGUGAUUAUGAAGGUGUGUAACCGAUCACUUGCGUCUGUUACAAGUGAUACGUGUUUCACUCCGGAAAUCUUUGAUAUUUUAGUCAAGAAAUCGUAUUCAUCAUAUGGUGGAUUAAUCAAAGAUCUCAGACAGUCAAUUGGUCAAUAUAUUGAAAGUAGUACUGUCUUGUCAUGGUUCUCAUGCUGGUCAUUAUUUAUCCAUUGUAACAGUACUGCAAAGGUUUCUAAUUUGCUUCUUACAGGUUCAACAUCAUUAUUGAGGAAUUCAUUGAAUGAUUAUAAAAGUAUUACUGAUAUUCAUCCGAGUAUUGCAUUUAUUAUUAGAGCUAUUAGAGUCAAUACCUUAUGUGCUAGAGCUCCAGACUACAAAUUUGACAUUAUUGAAGAGUUGUAUCACGAUGUUGUUCAGUAUAAAAAAUUUGUGAUUUACAACCAAAAUUUGACAACCAAAAAUAAUGGAUACAUUUUAAAAUCGUUUGUUGAUUUAGAAAAUUUCUUGUAUGAUUUGAUUAACGUCAAGUAUCCAAGAAUAAAAAAAUUGGAUGAAGCUUAUAAAAAGAAACACAACUUGACUCUGCAUGAAGGUGUUGAAUUCAUUUCUCCAAAUGAAAUUUUUUCUAUUAUUGUCGAUUGGUUUAACACUGUUCCUAGCCAUGCAUUAUCUGUUGGAAAAUCAAUGACACCACUUAAAAAGAAUUGUUAUUUAUUUUUUAUUUCUAUUGGUGUUGCAUUGGCAUCUAUUUUCCCAUGUAUGAGAAAUGUAUUUUUAGUUGACCCUUGGAAUGUGAUUUUUCCAAGAACUGAUUUUGACAAUGAAUUGUAUGAAUUCACACGUGAAGAUGUUGGAAAUGAUGAUCAAUUUGAAUAUUUAUCUGUAUUGUCAAAGAAGUUGCUUCGUAUUAUAAACUUUUUCUUGAAUAGAAGACUUCUCAUUUACAGUGUUAUCAAUCGUAUGAAAGUUUUGCAACCAAAUGAAACCUAUCUUGAGAGUUGUGAACCCAUUGAAGGUUAUGAUAAUGUGAUUCACAUUAAGCCACCCAAAUUUAAGUUUACUGAGAUUCCAUUGCCUGAUUUUUCUGUCAACAAUAUCAUCAAUGUAUACAAUUAUCCAAUGCCGGAUUUUAAUGAAGAAGAGAACAAUAAAUGGAAAAGCAUUAUCAGUAAAGAAAACCAUGAUCAAAAGGCAAGAAUCAAUCAAUUAAGAGGUAAGUUUCAAAACAAUGAUAAUCAUCAAAAACAUGAAAAAUCUGAUCUUGAUAAUAGUGAUGUUAAUGCUGGCCAAGUUGUUGGUAAUGGUUUCAAUUAUAGUUUAGGAAUGUUUGCAUAUGAUUUUAAUAUCAAGCCUUUACUUGAUGAGAUGACUGAAUCAAUGGUGGAACUGAAACCAAUAAGUAUUGAAGAAAUAAAACAAGAACUUGACAAUUUUGAAAAUUCUCAAAAAGAAGUUGGUAAAUGUGUAUAA